GGCCUUUUUAUUACAUUUUUCCUUUUUUUUUUUUUUAUAUCUUCUCCCGGUAACAGAAGAACUAUCAAACUGUUAAAGGAAUAGAGAAUUCCAUGAAAAUUCCUUAUCAUGAUAUGAUGAAAGAGGUUCGCGUGUUGCUCGUUGAUCACGACAAAGAGUUUGUUAUUCAGAUGGUUGACUUGCUAAAGUCUUAUGCAUAUAAGGUUACGGCGAUUGAUACAGCUUCCGCAGCCAUGAGAAUUCUCUCCAAAGGAAAGGAAAAAAUUGAUGUGAUGAUAGUAAAUGUCUAUUCACCUGAUUUACUUUCUUUUCAACUUUUGACUCAAGCUGUAGCCUUGGAUAUUGUUUCACUUGUUAUAUGUGAUGAACACAAUGAAUUCUUAGCAAAGAAGGCUUUGGAAGAUGGAGCUUACCUGUACCUAAAGAAGCCACUUGACGAGGAAAUUGUGGAAUACUUAUGGCAAUUUGCAUUGAGGGAGAAAAUAAAAAGGGGGAAAUCUAGGGAAAGAUUAGAAGAAAAUGAAGAUCAUACAAAUGUUGGUGAUGCUGAUGAUAUUGGUAACAAUAAUAUUGUUGUAGAUGAAGAACAAGCUGGAGAGAAGAAUACUCCUAAUACCGAGGAACCAAACAAUAAUAUUCAGGAGGCUAAAAACAACAUCGUAUCAAAUGAGAAAUACAAGCUGAGGAUGAAGAGAAGUAGACAAAGCACAAAACAGAUUAAUGAAGGAGAGAGUCAGGGCAGUGCUAUUAAUAAGACCGUCAAGCGAAAGGUGUGCACAAAAUGGACUGUGGAUCUUCAUGCCAGAUUCAUGGAUGCUAUGCACCAACUUGGUGAAGGAAGAUGUUACCCUAAAGAGAUUCUUGAGGUGAUGAAUGUGCCUGGUCUUACCAGGAUGCAAGUUGCAAGUCAUCUUCAGAAAUGUCGUAGCAACAAUUGGAGAGCUCCAAAUAAGCGAAAAUUUAUUUGUAAGCCAUCAGAUCAAGGAUCCUCAAGUGGUUCUCAAAAAACACGUAGCUUUAGAAGAUUCGGGGCAAUGCCUCGUCUUCAAACAAAUGUUCCAAAUAUGCAACAACAUCAGCGUAACCCAGAUCAAACCCAAAGAGGCCCAGAGUUUCCAUUUCCAACAAUCAAUACCGACAACAUUUUUGCUGGAGGAGAGAGUUCAAUUCAACAGCAGCUCUAUCACCCACAACAUCAAAUUCAACCCCACUACCUCAAUAUUGACCACCCAUUCAAUAACCCAUUUUUGUUGGCCCAAAAUAAUGCUAGUGGUGAGCUACAACAACAUGGAUCAUUAUUAGGAAUGUUGGGUUCACAAGGACUACAAGACCCAAUUAUUGGGAACACUAGUUAUAGGUCUGGGUUGGCAUUUAACAUUGAGGAUCAUCAUACUCAAAAUGACUAUAACUUGGAUCUCAAUGUGGCCCAUGUAACAACAUGUCCAGGCAGUGCAAUAAUGUCUGAUACAAGCAUUCAAAAUGCGACAACGAAUGAAUUGGGAGCAGUAAAUGCUAAUUUCCAGCAAUAUAUUACUGAAUCAAACAUGUCUAAUUCAAGCGAUAUUAUCGUGCCAUCACAUGCAAGUGAUACUGAAGGAAGUGAUUCAAAUGAGAGGGAAAAUUAUGAUGCGUAUUUCGAUUUCAAUAAUGUGGGUUAUCUUUUCCAGAAUCUUGAACCUCCAAGUGCUAACCUACCUAAUGAACAUGACAGUGAGUUUGAUCAAGUUUACUCUAAUGAUCAGGUGGCACCGACAACAAGUGUCCAGUUUCCAGGAAUAGCAAAUUGUUCUGACGAAUCAUCAACAUGAUGAUCCAAUGCUAUUAGAGAAUAUUAGUGACAAUUCUCAUAAGGGCUUUUUGUAGUGACAAUGUUGUUUUCUCAAGUGAAAAUUGCUUGUUUUCUUUUUUCUGGAGACUAUUAUGUUUCGUUUGAAAUGGAUUGUUGGAACUAAUGGUAUUUGUUUUUUUACCGUUCAGAACUAAUGGUUGGUAUUUAA
Messenger RNA from Lycium barbarum (goji berry), 1997 nucleotides. Its product is annotated as putative two-component response regulator ARR20. The transcript has 6 exons. The record is from RefSeq and is a predicted model, not a curated record. Gene Ontology annotation, biological process: regulation of DNA-templated transcription; phosphorelay signal transduction system. Gene Ontology annotation, cellular component: nucleus. The coding region runs from base 93 to 1808 and encodes 571 amino acids. Gene Ontology annotation, molecular function: DNA-binding transcription factor activity; DNA binding. Lineage: Eukaryota; Viridiplantae; Streptophyta; Magnoliopsida; Solanales; Solanaceae.